This is a messenger RNA of Indicator indicator, 3400 nucleotides long. It is a transcript of the gene APP, whose product is annotated as amyloid beta precursor protein. The transcript has 16 exons. NCBI's taxonomy places the organism in Eukaryota, Metazoa, Chordata, Aves, Piciformes, Indicatoridae. Gene Ontology annotation, molecular function: heparin binding; transition metal ion binding; serine-type endopeptidase inhibitor activity. The coding region runs from base 63 to 2270 and encodes 735 amino acids. Gene Ontology annotation, cellular component: cell surface; plasma membrane; membrane raft. Gene Ontology annotation, biological process: central nervous system development; axonogenesis. The record is from RefSeq and is a predicted model, not a curated record.
ACUUUUCUUUACAGGUGCCUGCUGAUGGAAACGCUGGAUUGCUGGCAGAACCUCAAAUUGCAAUGUUCUGUGGGAAACUCAACAUGCACAUGAAUGUGCAGAAUGGAAAGUGGGAAUCGGACCCCUCUGGCAUCAAGACUUGCAUUGGGACAAAAGAAGGGAUUCUUCAGUACUGCCAGGAAGUCUACCCUGAAUUACAAAUAACCAAUGUUGUUGAAGCCAACCAGCCAGUUACGAUCCAGAACUGGUGCAAGAAGGGAUGGAAGCAGUGCAAUGGUCACCCUCAUAUCGUGGUUCCCUACAGGUGUUUGGUGGGUGAGUUUGUGAGUGAUGCCCUUCUGGUACCAGACAAGUGCAAGUUCCUUCACCAGGAGAGGAUGGAUGUGUGUGAAACUCACCUGCACUGGCAUACCGUUGCUAAAGAGUCUUGUAGUGAGAAGAGUAUGAAUCUGCAUGAUUAUGGCAUGCUGCUUCCCUGUGGAAUCGACAAGUUUCGUGGUGUGGAGUUUGUUUGCUGCCCAUUAGCAGAGGAGAGUGACAACCUUGAUUCAGCUGAUGCUGAGGAUGAUGAUUCAGAUGUCUGGUGGGGAGGUGCAGAUGCAGACUAUGCAGAUGGAAGUGAUGAUAAGGCUGUUGAAGAGCAACCAGAGGAAGAAGAUGAACUAACUGUUGUGGAAGAUGAUGAUGCCGAUGAUGACGAUGAUGAUGCCGAUGAAAUUGAAGAAGAGACAGAGGAAGAAUACGAGGAGGCAACUGAAAGAACUACCAGUAUUGCAACCACUACCACCACAACUACAGAGUCUGUGGAAGAAGUUGUCAGAGAGGUGUGCUCUGAGCAAGCCGAGACUGGUCCCUGCCGCGCGAUGAUCUCCCGCUGGUACUUUGACGUGGCCGAAGGAAAGUGUGCGCCCUUCUUUUACGGUGGCUGCGGCGGGAACCGGAACAACUUUGACUCGGAGGAGUACUGCAUGGCGGUCUGUGGCAGCGUCAGUAAAAAUCCUGCUUUUCUUGCCCCACUCUCUUCCCUGCCCCCAAAUUUUGCCUCAGUCCCUACCACAGCUGCUAGCACUCCUGAUGCUGUUGACAAAUACUUGGAGACACCUGGAGAUGAAAAUGAACAUGCCCAUUUCCAGAAAGCCAAGGAGAGACUUGAGGCUAAGCAUCGUGAAAGGAUGUCUCAGGUCAUGAGAGAGUGGGAAGAGGCAGAACGCCAAGCAAAGAACUUGCCAAAAGCUGACAAGAAAGCUGUUAUCCAGCAUUUUCAGGAGAAAGUAGAAUCACUGGAACAGGAAGCAGCGAAUGAAAGGCAACAACUGGUGGAGACUCAUAUGGCACGAGUGGAAGCCAUGCUGAAUGACCGUCGCCGCAUCGCUUUGGAGAACUAUAUCACAGCCCUGCAGACUGUCCCACCCAGGCCUCGUCACGUAUUCAACAUGCUGAAGAAGUACGUACGUGCUGAGCAGAAAGACAGACAGCAUACUCUCAAACACUUCGAGCAUGUCCGCAUGGUAGACCCAAAGAAAGCUGCCCAGAUCAGAUCUCAGGUUAUGACACAUCUACGUGUGAUAUAUGAGCGCAUGAACCAGUCUCUCUCCUUCCUCUACAAUGUGCCUGCUGUGGCAGAGGAGAUCCAGGAUGAAGUUGAUGAAUUACUUCAGAAAGAGCAAAACUAUUCUGAUGACGUUUUGGCCAAUAUGAUCAGUGAACCCAGAAUCAGCUAUGGAAAUGAUGCUCUCAUGCCUUCAUUGACGGAAACUAAGACUACAGUUGAACUUCUCCCAGUGGAUGGAGAGGUCAGCCUAGAUGACCUUCAGCCAUGGCAUCCCUUUGGUGUUGAUUCCGUUCCAGCCAAUACUGAAAAUGAAGUUGAACCAGUGGAUGCCCGCCCAGCUGCGGACAGAGGACUCACCACACGACCAGGUUCUGGGUUGACCAAUGUUAAAACAGAAGAGAUAUCUGAAGUGAAGAUGGAUGCAGAGUUCCGGCAUGACUCAGGAUAUGAAGUUCAUCAUCAAAAGCUGGUGUUCUUUGCUGAAGAUGUGGGAUCAAAUAAAGGUGCCAUCAUUGGACUAAUGGUGGGAGGUGUUGUCAUAGCAACAGUUAUUGUCAUUACUUUGGUGAUGCUGAAGAAGAAGCAGUACACAUCUAUCCAUCACGGGGUUGUGGAGGUGGAUGCUGCAGUGACACCAGAGGAGCGCCACCUUUCCAAGAUGCAGCAAAAUGGCUAUGAAAAUCCCACCUACAAGUUCUUUGAACAGAUGCAGAACUAGGACACCACAGCAGCCUCAUGAGUUGGACAGCAGAAUGAUUGCUUCACUGCCCAUCGGUGUUCAAUUAUAGAAUAAUGUGGAAAGAAAGAAAAAAACAAACACUCUGUUUUAUUAUUUACUCAUUCUCGCCUUUUGACAGCUGUGCUGUAACACAAGUAGAUGCCUGAACUUGAAUUAAUAAAAUCAGUAAUGUAUUUUCUCUUUCUCUUUACAUUUCAGUCUUUACACUACAUUAUUAAUGAAUGUUUUUUGUGUACUGUAAAGAGGUUAGCUGUAUUUAACUAGUGCAUGGAUAGAUUCUCUCUCCCAAUUAUUUAUCAUGUAGCUCCUUAGCCAGUUGUAUAUUAUUCUUGUGAUUUGUGACAAAAAUUAAGUCCUAAUUGAAAUAUGCUUUAAGAAUUGAUGGGGGAUGCUUUCCGUGUCUGUGGGGUUUAGCUGCUUCUCUUUGCUGAGCUAUUUUUUUUCUGAUCACUAUGCAUUUUAAAGUAAAACAACAUUUUUUUAAAAGUAUUCCAGAUGAGUUACUGAAAUUCUUUUCCUCUGCAGCUGCAUUUUAUUGUACAGAUUGUUGCUCCUGCUGUAUUAGUGACGUAGAAAUCAUGGGAAUACACAUUCGUUUCUUUGUGCCUGUUUUAUGUGCACACUUUAGGCAUUGGAAGGUAAACUUUAUUUUCUUUUCCAUGUAUCUUUUUGAUCUUUAAAAAAAUAUUAAAAAGAAUCCCUGUUAAUUGUGAGCACUUCGGGGGGGGGGAAAAGUGCCUGCUGGUUGAAAAUUAACAGGGAUCCUCUUCAGGAUGAUUGUACAGAACCAUUGCUUAUGAAUUGAUAGCUUUCUACACUGUGUUACAUAAAUAAAUUAAGAAAAAAGAACGUUUGGGCAAGAGUUUUCUUUGCAGGCAGAAAGCAAAAGUUUUCUAAAAGCCACUUAAAUGGAAAACUUGGACGCUCACACUGAGAGAGGGUUGGGAAGGGAUUUUCCUACAAGGAUCACGGUACUCACAGACCAGAGCAGAAGGAAGAUGGCAGUGAGAGGGAGUGGGGAGUGAGGGGCACUGACUUUAGAACACCUGCCUCUCUAAGAUGUCUUCUUUUUGUUUUUUUUUUCUUUUCCUUUCUUUCAGUUUGUAUAA